GUUAGUAACACACACACCGCCCUCCUUUCACCAGCUGCAGCCACUGUGACCAAGACGUGCGUGUGUCACCUUUCAUUCAAUCAAGCGGAGCGGUAACGUUCCCUCAGCUCUACAGGCAAACCAGAGAGCUUAGGCUUCGAACUACGCGAGUGUACAGUGUACAGACUCUCUGGGCAAACAUCCCCCCCCCCCCCAGCCUGACCGGCCUCUUUACCUUUGUGAAAACGUGAAAAAGGCUGUGAUCGUUGACUUGAGGUGAAGGUGCUUGCUUGCCUUUAUGCGUGCUGGGUCAAGAUCAAGAAAGAUGUUCCACCUGUCUCCUGCUCGCAGAAAGGUCGCCAUCACAACAGCGGCCAUAGUGUUUAUCCUUAUGACCAUGACGCUCUACCGCUGGGGCUACCAGAACGAGAAGAAAACUAUGGAGGAUGCGUACAUGGCGAUGUCGUGGGAGGGUUUUGGGCCCGAGCGAGGCCUGUACAACACUGAGAGGUCGGAUGUCGGAGAUAAUGAAGAGUCCUGAGUACCAACAGGACAACGAGCUGGUGUGGAAGCAGCUGUGUGAGUCCUACAUCCCGGAGUACGACAUUCUGCAGCUGUCCAAGUUGUAUUUUAUGGACAGAGUUGUCCGAGACAACCCGUUCGGCACGACAUAUUUCAUGUGGAUGGACGGUGGCUACGGCCACGGACAUGACAUCCACCCCUCUGAUGGUGUCUGGGUACCUAAGGGUCUAUUCGACCACCCCGACCAAGUGACAUUCAUGGAGAGACCACCAGGAGUGAGAAAGUUCGAACCCGUCAAACACAAGAUUCACAAGAUGAGCAUCAACAUCCUGGCCGGCCUGUUCUUUGCCGGCGGAGGGGGGGCUUUUAAAGAGCUGUACGACAUGCAGAAGAAACAGGUAGAGACCUGGAUGCAGGAAGGCGUGGUCGAUGAUGACCAGACCAUGUACAUGCUGUUGUAUUACAAAAAGCCGUCCUUGUUUCACUUAGUGCCCGGAGACUGGUAUGACGUGUUUUCUCUCUUCAACUCCCACGUGACAAGAUGAUGACCAACGAAUGGAAAGGAGAUUCGGAUUGGAACUUUCAGAAGUGAACAGUUUUUAAAACUUUGUCGCCUCAUCCCGCCCCGUAUAGCGAUGUUUACCACACAGUUUCUUUGGAUUUUCCCCAAAAUAUAAUGGCCACAAGAAGAGCGCAUCGGAUUGGAACAUUCAGAAGUGAAACGUUUUUAAUACGAUGACCGCUUGAAAAGCGCAAGUUUCCUCUCGUCGGCAGCAUGCUCUAUGCGCAUUACAAUCUUUACUCCAGCGGUAAUUUGCGCUUUGAUAUCAUAUCAUUUUGAAACAAUCUCAGUUUCCUGGGAGGCAUUCAGUGCAAGCUGCCAUUUUGUAGGCGCUAGAACACUAACAUACUGACAAGACUAAGAUUAAGCUGGAAUUCUGGUUAUUUUUUUAAUGAAACAACACCAAAGAACGAAUGGAUAUAAUUAUGCAUGUAUGCAUACUCUUGCUUACUUACUUGGUUUGAGGAUAGGCGUCAUUGCAGGCGACACAAUGCCAUAGCUGCUCCUCCCUCCUCUCCAAGAUCCAUGAAAGGGUCUGCCUGCUGAUCGAGCCAGUUAACAGC
Messenger RNA from Aplysia californica (California sea hare), 1626 nucleotides. RefSeq names its product protein HtrL. The record is from RefSeq and is a predicted model, not a curated record. NCBI's taxonomy places the organism in Eukaryota, Metazoa, Mollusca, Gastropoda, Aplysiida, Aplysiidae.